UCAGGAGACCUCAAGACCCCGAAGCCCAACAAAGUCAAUAUGGAGCUCAUACAUUGUUAUCUAACCUUAAAGCGCCGAUAACUGACAGAAUGACUAAACUUCUAAGUAGUCUGCCAAAAAAGAAAGAUGAUGAGAAGGGCUUCGCCAGUGACGAUGAUUUAGGCAAUGAAUAUUAUGAGGAUUUAACUCCAAAGAAAAUACACCAGAGUAGAGCCUUUAUGGAACCCAAUUGUCCUUGUUGUAAAAAUAUGUCUAAACGCUACAGUAUCGCUUUAAUGAGUUCUCUAGGUUUUGUCAUAAGUUUUGGUAUUCGAUGCAACUUAGGUGUUGCUGUAGUUAAAAUGGUUGAGCCUUCAGAAGAGGGAAGUCCCCCGGAAUUUAAUUGGACUGCCGGGACUAUUGGUUUACUUGAUUCUUCAUUUUUUUGGGGUUAUUUAAUCACUCAAAUUCCAGGAGGAUUUAUGGCGACAAAGUACCCCGCUAAUAAAUUAUUUGGCGCCGCCAUUUGCGCUACGUCAUUUUUAAAUUUAUUAAUUCCAAAAACUGCAGAAAUUCAUGAAAGUGUAGUCAUGAUAGUAAGAAUACUCCAAGGAUUGGUGGAGGGUGUCACAUAUCCUGCGUGUCACGGGAUAUGGCGGUAUUGGGCACCACCAAUGGAGAGAAGUCGUCUAGCCACAAUUGCUUUUUGUGGCUCUUACGCAGGCGCAGUAGUAGGACUACCUUUAUCAGGGAUGCUUACGAGGUACAUUGGUUGGCAGGCCUGUUUUUACGCAUACGGUUUGUUUGGAAUUAUAUGGUACCUGUUUUGGAUAUGGCUUAUAUUUGAAAAACCAUGUAUACAUCCAACUAUAACUCAAGCUGAACUCAUCUACAUAGAAAACGCCAUUGGCCCGGUUGCUAAGACAAUGCCUACAUUGAAAACUACUCCCUGGAAAGCGAUGCUAACAUCCAUGCCGGUGUAUGCAAUAAUUAUAGCUAACUUUUGCCGGAGUUGGACAUUUUACCUUUUAAUUAUAGCUCAACCAAUGUUUUUCAAAGAGGUUCUUGAUCUUCAAGUAAAUGAGUCAGGUUUCUUGGGUGCCUUGCCACAUUUGCUGAUGACCAUCGUUGUUCCAAUAGGAGGUUACACAGCUGACUAUUUAAGAAGACGAGAAAUCAUGACCACAACAACAGUCAGAAAACUCUUCAACUGUGGAGGUUUUGGAAUGGAAGCAAUAUUUCUCAUGGUAGUUGCUUUUUCACGCAAUCAUGCAGCAAUAGUAAUUAGUUUAACAAUGGCUGUAGGUUUUAGUGGUUUUGCGAUAUCAGGAUUUAAUGUAAACCAUCUUGACAUUGCUCCUCGAUAUGCCAGCAUUUUAAUGGGAAUGUCAAAUGGAUUUGGAACAUUAGCUGGCAUGUUCUGUCCAAUUGUUGAAGAAAGUCUAACAAGUCUAGGAACAGCAGAUGAAUGGCAAAGGGUUUUCAUCAUCGCCAGUUUAAUUCACUUUGGUGGCGUGAUAUUCUAUGGUCUCUUUGCCUCAGGGGAGAAACAAUAUUGGGCUGAACCCCCAGACGAAAGCAACCCAGAUCAAGGUACCUCUUGGAACCCACUGGCAGAUGCAUUCACGACAGUCACAUCACCUUCUGACAAGCAACCUAAUGGCACUGUUACGACGUCUUUUAGUGACAUCAAACCUCCAUCCUACGGAGCAACCAACGUUGUUGGAACUCGAGAAGAAUUUGCACAACCUGCAUCGAGAGACUCAUAUAUGCAUGGACCGCGAGAUCUAUAUUAGACUAAUUUAAAUUUUUCAAAAUUACAAGUUUAUGGGCGAUAUCAGACUGUUUUUCUCUUCCUUCGAUGUAAUAAGGAGAGUUUUGUUUUCGUGUCUUUGAGUUUACAGCCAAAAACUGUUUUGAAUGUUUACUACCGGAGAUGGAUAUGUUUCUUUUGGCUACUUUCUUAUUAAACUGAAAAAGCGGGGGCGCUCUUGAUGAUUUGAGUGAGGAAAAUGCUGUUUUUUACUACUCUUUUGUGGCUGUUAAUUGAAAUGAUUACUGGUCAAGCAAAGGUUCUUUUUCAGGCAAAUAGCAGACUUAUGCUCAUGACGUUUUACAUUAAUUCAUAUGUUUUAUGAUUUUAAACUAAUUUAUUUUUAAACUAAAAUCAUUAUUUUCACGUCGUUUUUAAGUGUGAUCAAACUGUCUCUGUGAUAAGUUAAGAUCUUAUAAUGAAGCUGCUGAGCAACCUAAUAUUAAGUGAGAGUUCUAUGCCUAUCUAUGAAACAGAAUCUUAAACAUUAUGGAGUUCGGUUUUGUUUACUCAGCUUAAAUUGCUAAUAAAGCGAUCUAAAGUGUCAAAGAAUAGAUAGACAUUGGUAAAACGGAAAACAAAUAACUUUAGUGUGGCGCACAACGCAUUGUGAUUGAGGACUUAGAAUGAAAGGGAAGUUUUUAUGUAUAUGUAUUAUUAAAUGAUUUUUCAUUUAAUAAACCAGAAGUUCAAAAAAUAAGUGACAAUUUGAAAAAUUAAUUUUUUAAAAAAGGCAUUUGAUGAUACAAGUACUUGGUUUGCUACUUUCUGUUUAAGAAACCAGUUAUAUUUUUACCCCAAAUUGCAACAUUAUUCACAAAUUUUGUCAGCAGAUGGCGCUACUGGCAAAAAACUAUUUAACAUUUUUUUUUUCAAAAGAACUUUCAACCUUUUACCACCAUUUGAAGCAUUAAUAUGGCGAAGUCAGUGGAAAAAAUUAACGAAGAGGCUUACAAAUAUUUUAAUUGGUAAAAAUUUAACUUCAGAAAACAUUCCCUUUUAGUUAGCUCAGAUUUAUAUGCGUUAUCUGUUGACAUAAUUUAUGAUUAAUAUUAGAACUUUGUUAGUAUAAAUACCACAUUUCCUGACCAGAACACAAAUACUGUACACAUCUAUCUUCUUUGUUUUUCUUUCAUAUAUUUUUCAAAUCGUCGCUUAAUUUUGGAUACCUGUAACACUUUUUAUAACUUGCAUUGCUCAGUGUGAUUUGUGCUGAAUUUUCAUUUUAAGACACUAUUUUCAUUAUUUAGUUAGAAAAAGAAACAAGAAAUCAAAUAUUUAUUAUUUUUAAAUCAUUGCAUUUUAUUUAAUUGCAUGUAUUAAAAUAGCUGUCACUGCACCUUUUAAUAACUCAGUAAAAUUUUAGUUAAAAAAAUUUCUGCAAUCCAUUUUCUUCCAGACAAAAUAAGGGAACCUCUUUUAUUUUAAAAUAUAUCAAAAUUAUUGAAGUUAUCAUACUCAAAUAAAUGAUUUCUAAGUUUAUUAAAAUUAUUUUUAGCUAUAUUGGAUCUAACAAAACUAGAGCAAAUUUUUGAAUAAAACGCUCUUGCUUACUUGUAUACAACGAAUUAAACUUCUUUGAAAUAUUUUAAGAAAAACACUGAAUAUUGUUAUUAUCUUAAAUAUUUAUUGUUGUGACUUUUGCAAUUUAAUCACAGUGUGAAGUAGUCCGCCAACCUUUUGUAACAAAGAUAACCCAGAUUUUGAAUCGUAUAUAAUAAAAAAAACUUAAUGACACUUAAAUAAUCACGUAAGUGACCCUACCAGUGAUUUAAACAAAACACUUAACGCAUGUCUAUCUUAUUCCAACUAGUAUGUAUAUCCUUCAAAAAAUAUAUUUUUAAAUAUAAUAGAAUGAAAAAAAAUCUAAAAUAUGAUUUCAUUAAAGCUCUUUAUGCAAGACUUCAACCAGUAAUAAAACUUUUUAAUGCUAAAAGCAGCAAGUAUUUUUCAAACUAAAGAAAAAUAAAUAUAACCACGUUUAAAUACGUAUGACGAUAUAUGCUUAAGACGUUUUAGCUGUAAUACAAAAUGGUGAAUGCAUACAGAAUGAAACGGAUAGAAGGUAAUGAUAAUGCCAUCUAUCGGUGUUCAUAGAAACUACUUGCUGUACAAAAUUUUCUGGAACUUUCGUGAUGAUUAAUUUCAUUUUCAGAAAGUUGAUUAAUUGUCAAUGACUUGUUCAGUUUAGGUGAUGUGCAUAUGAUCCAAGAAAUUAAAACGCUGUUUAAACUCAAUUUCAAAGAAUAAUUUUGUUUUUAAUAAAAUAACUUAAUAAUUCGUUUUUUAAUUCAAACUUUUUCUUGUUUAAAAAUACAAGUUUAUAUAUAAGUAAUUGUUGUGCCAACAUCACCUACAUUAUUUGAAAUUAUCUUAAAUUUGAGUACAUUGUGCUAUUUACUUUUAAUUGGUUUAAUAUUUAUUAAAUUCUUUUUAAUUGCUUAAAAUACCAAAGAAAAAUCUGUGACACAGAAAUUCGAGCAAUAUUUCAAACUUCCACACAUUUAUUCUUGCAAAAGUGUUGAUAAUAUCCAUAGGCGAUUGCGUCGAAUCGUCGUCGCGUUAACAUACCGAAUAACAUAAGUGUUUUUAUUUUUAGAAAUGAUGCAUGCAAAACAUGUUUAAAAUUGUACUAAGCAACACUUAGAAACGUAUGCAAAUAUUUCUUUUUAACCGUGUGUUACAUCUUUGUCACAUUAUUUGUUAAUUCAGCUUUUUAAUUAUAUUUUUAAAUUGCUCGUGCUCUAAUCUUCUGCUAUAUGAGGUUGCCUAUCCCUGCCUAUUGUUCUAAUGAAGACGCCUAUUGAUUUUCCCAACUCAUAAUUGAAUCAGGUCAAUACAAUAUUGAACUUUGCCCGUUAUCUAAAUGUAAUGUUAUAAGAACUUCAUACACUUUAUGUAGGAUUAUUGAAAUCCAUCUCUGGUUUUAUGAAAAGCUCUUAUUGGUGUGCAUUGAUGUUGUUACAUUUAAAAAUAUAUAUAUAUUUAUUCCGAAAAGCAAAAUUUU
Messenger RNA from Parasteatoda tepidariorum (common house spider), 4799 nucleotides. RefSeq names its product vesicular glutamate transporter 1-like. Gene Ontology annotation, biological process: regulation of synapse structure or activity; transmembrane transport; neurotransmitter loading into synaptic vesicle. The record is from RefSeq and is a predicted model, not a curated record. Gene Ontology annotation, cellular component: excitatory synapse; synaptic vesicle membrane. Lineage: Eukaryota; Metazoa; Arthropoda; Arachnida; Araneae; Theridiidae. Gene Ontology annotation, molecular function: L-glutamate transmembrane transporter activity; neurotransmitter transmembrane transporter activity.